CCGCAUCAUCAGGAAAACAAACAAUAUUUAGAAAUCGCCGACACGACACGCCCCUGGAAUUUAACACUAUGUCUAUCCUCCGUAAAUUCCGCCCUCUCAAACACCACACUCCAAUCCACUCGACUGCAAAUCCCCUUCUUCAAUUUUAAAACAAAACCCAUUCUAUAGUAACCAAAUAUUCCCACUCUCCAUGUCUUCCAAAUCCAUCAACAUCUUCUUUCUCUUCCUUUUCCUCUUAUCUCUAAUCAAAUUAGCAUCUUCUGAUCGAAUCCCAGACUGCUCCAACCGUUGGAUCUACAUUCGACGCUUACCAUCGCGUUUCAAUUUUGAUCUCCUCUCAAACUGCUCUGCUUACCCUCUCUUUGAUGAUUUCUGUUCUUAUUUACCCAAUCACGGCCUCGGACCCAAAACCCAUAACCGUUCUCUCAGCUGGUACCGCACUGACCCAAUCUUACUGGAACAAUUCUUUCAUCGGAGAAUUCUUGAAUACCCUUGUUUAACUCAAGAUCCCACUCUCGCUAACGCUAUUUUCCUCCCUUAUUACACCGCCCUUGACGCCUUGAAGUACUUGUACGGUCCCGAAGUUAACUCCAGCAACCAACACGGUCUUGAAUUAUACAGUUUCUUACGCCAAGAUUCCCCUCAUAUAUGGGAUCGCCACGCCGGCCACGAUCAUUUUUUGGUUAUAUCAAGACCCGCCUGGGAUUUUUCACAAGCUAUUCCUAAUGAUCCUCCCAUUUGGGGAACUUCUUUUCUUGAACUCCCUGAGUUUCAUAAUGUAACGGCUUUGAUUCCUGAGGGAAGAUUUUGGAGUUGGCAAGAACAAGCGGUGCCUUAUCCCACCAGUUAUCAUCCAUCAAACUCGGUCGUUUUGAGAUCCUGGUUGAAACGCGUGAGAAAUUCAAGAAGAAAUAUUUUAACGUUGUUCGCCGGAGGAGGAGGCGUCGGUGCGAAUCCAAAUAUUAGGAGAAGUAUAAGAAAUGAAUGUGAAGAUAAUAGUACUGAGAUUUCUGGAAGGCAUUUUAGCAAAGUUUGUGAGAUUGUUGAUUGUUCAAAUGGGAUAUGCGAACACGAUCCGAUUAGGUAUAUUAAGCCAAUGUUACAAGCCAAUUUCUGUUUGCAGCCUCCGGGAGAUACACCUACAAGGCGAUCAACAUUUGAUGGGUUUCUUGCUGGCUGCAUACCCGUUUUCUUUGAAGAACAGUCUGCCAAAUCACAGUAUGCCUGGCAUUUGCCUCAACAUAUGUAUAAAGAAUUUUCAGUUUUUAUUCCAAAGGAAGAUGUUGUGUUUAAAGGGUUGAAGAUUGUUGAUGUGUUGAUGAGUAUACCAAAAGACAAGGUUAGGAGAAUGAGGGAGAAAGUUAUUGAAUUGAUGCCGAGAGUUAUUUAUAGAAGGCAUGAUAGUACUCUUCCUUUGAAGAACAUCGAGGAUGCUUUUGAUAUUGCAAUUGAGGGUACUUUACAGAGGGUUAAAUCUAGGCUCAAAUCAAUGUAGAGAUUUUUCAUUAGUCUUCUACUUUGUACUUUAUAUAUAUUGUUUCCCGCAAACAGGUCUGAGAAAACAGUCAUUGUAUUGUAUCUUUUAAGUUAUGACAAUUAAUAAAUUAUUAUUCAAUUUUGUGAAA
Molecule: messenger RNA, 1625 nt
Organism: Mangifera indica (mango)
Lineage: Eukaryota; Viridiplantae; Streptophyta; Magnoliopsida; Sapindales; Anacardiaceae
Product: probable xyloglucan galactosyltransferase GT19
Exons: 1
Coding region: 191-1495 (434 amino acids)
Molecular function (GO): glycosyltransferase activity
Source: RefSeq, a predicted model, not a curated record